GCCAGCCCAGGCGAGGGAGGAGCCGGCCGAGGGUGCGCGGAGGCGUCGGGCGGCAGUCAGACUCAGCGGCGGGCGAGAAUGGAACCGACGACGGGCGAAGAGGCGACGGCGGAGGAGGCGGCGCACGCGACGGCGCUGCUCCGGGGCCUGUGCGCGCUGCGGGCGGAGCGGGCGCUGCUGGACGUGACGCUGGUAGCGGGCGGCGGGGAGUUCGGCGCGCACCGGGCGGUGCUGGCAGCGGCCUCGGGCUACUUCCGCGCCAUGUUCGGCGGCGGGCUGCGGGAGGCGCGCGCGGCGCGGGUGCGGCUGCACGGCGUGGAGCCCGAGUGCCUGGCCCUGCUGCUCGACUUCGCCUACACGGGCCGGGUGGCGUCUCCCGGCGGGCCAGAGCUGGCCGAGCGCCUGCUGCGCGCCGCCGACCUGCUCCAGUUCCCAGCCGUCAAGGCGGCGUGCGGGGCCUGGCUGGCGGCGCGUCUCGAGCCAGCCGCCGCCCUGGAGAUGCAGGAGUUCGGCGAGGCCUUCGCGUGCGCCCCACUGGCCGCCGCCGCCCGCCGCUGCGUCCUGCGCCACGCCGCCGAGAGCGAGGGCGAGCUGGCCGCGCAGCUGGAGCGCCUCCCGCUGCCGCGGCUGCUCUCGUACCUGCGCGACGACGCGCUCCGCGUGCCCAAGGAGGAGGCGGCCUUCGAGCUGGCGCUGCGCUGGGUGCGCGCCGAGCCGGCAGCCCGCGCUCCGCUCCUGCCCCAGCUCCUGGCGCACGUCCGGCUGCCCUUCGUGCGCCGCUUCGCCCUCCUGGCCCACGUCGAGGGCGAGCCGCUGGUGGCGCGCUCCGAGGCCUGUCUGCGCCUGGUGGCCGAGGCGCGCCUCUUCCAGGCCGGCCGCCUGGACCGCCACGACCGCGCGCCCUGCGCCCGCCUCCGCCCGCGCCCUUCCACCGGCCUGGCCGAGAUCCUCGUCCUCCUCGGCGGUUGCGACCGCGACUGCGAUGAGCUCGUCACCGUCGACUGCUUCAACCCCCGCACGGGACACUGGCGCUACCUGGCCGAGUUCCCCGAGCACCUCGGAGGAGGCUACAGCGCCGCCGCCCUCGGCAACGACAUCUAUGUCACCGGAGGUUCCGACGGCUCGAGGCUCUACGACUGCGUCUGGCGCUACAACUCCAGCGUGAACGAGUGGACGGAGGUGUCUCCCAUGCUGAAGGCCCGCGAGUACCACAGCUCCGUCGUCCUGGACGGGCUGCUCUACGUGGUAGCCUCCGACAGCACCGAGCGCUACGACCACACACUAGACUCCUGGGAGCCCCUGCAGCCCAUGCUCUACCCCAUGGACAAUUGCUCCACCACCGCCUGCCGCGGAAAGCUCUACGCCACCGGCUCCUUGUCCGGCAAGGAGUCCAUGGUGAUGCAGUGCUACGACCCCGAGUCUGACCUGUGGUCCCUGGUGAACUGCGGGCAGCUGCCCCCCUGGUCGUUCGCACCCAAGACCGUCACUCUCAGCGGGUUGAUGUAUUUUGUCAGGGACGACUCUGCCGAAGUGGACGUCUACAACCCAGCAAAGAACGAAUGGGACAAAAUCCCUCCAAUGCUCCAGGUGCACGUUGGAGGGAGCUUGGCCGUCCUUGGAGGGAAGCUCUACGUCUCCGGCGGCUACGACAACACCUUUGAACUCUCAGCGAUGCUAGAGUCCUACGAUCCGGAGACCCGCAAGUGGAGCUUGGCUGGCCAGCUGCCCGAGCCGAUUUUCUGGCACAGCAGCGUCAGCAUUUUCCGCCAGUUCAUGCCCGAGACGCUGGAAGAGGGCGAGGAGCGGCCCUUGGACAACGCCAUCAGCCUGAACCGCCAGCGCCAGAACCUCCACAACCUGAACCUCAACGAGUUGCGCUAACAAUCGGACAGCUUGUCUCUGGGGCUCGGAGGAAAUCUGUGGGUGCCGCUUCUUGGGGAGGCCAGCUGGGAGAGGAUUUGGAGGCGGGUGUCCUCGGCUGCGAGGACUGCAUGGGUGGCGAGGAGGGCAAGGAGCGGGCUCUUUGAGAUCAUCAGUGCUGUCUUCGGGGGAAUCCCUGAAAAGGGAGGUGUCUAGUUCUCCUCCCGUUUCUUCCUGGCAGUUCCCAAGGAGUUUGAAAAUCGCUGAUCAGAAAACUUUCCCUUAGGCUAACAUGAUCUGGUGCUGUUUUGCUUAAAAAUAGCCAAAUGAAGGCAUGAGCACAGUUCACUUAAAGUCAUUAUGCAUGGAGAGGAGAACACAAGUAGAGGAAAGGCUUUCCUUCCCCUCGCUCAACACUAGAAUUUGAGGUCUCCCCAUGAAAUUGAAAGAGAGACACACCACACUCAGUUUAUUUAUGGUACUCCUUGCCACAAGAUGCGAUGCCCCCUUGUAGCGUUUCUGCAGGAGACACCCAGCAGCCGUUUUUAUUCAGGUUAGCUCAGUGAAACUUCCUCGUGUGGGGGACUAGAGUGCCACUAAAUGCUAGUUUGCAAGAGAGCUUUUGUGCUCGCCAGAAACUUCUGGCUAGCCACUGUCGGAAACGGGGGUGUUGGUUUAGACAGACCCUUCGCUGCAUCCAGCAAGGCUCUUCCUGUGUGCCUAAGAACAAGCCAGGCAUCUUUGCUGUCACUAGCUGGUGCAUUGGGUCUGCCACCGAUUCCUGCUAGGGAAAAAGUCCUAUUUGGCUGGCAAAACCAGAGCUUGGAGGGUGGGCUGCUCUUCCUCCCCCCCCACCCCCCGCAACCUGAAUGAUGCCCAUUUCUUCAGUUGCAUGUUGCUGCUGGAAUAUCAUCCAUUGAUUCCUGUCGCAGGAGGUCCUGUCAGAAUCAUUGUUUCUAUCAGUUCUUCAACCUUGGCUCCCCGGAUGUAGGUGGACAGCAACUCCCAUCCUUGACCCCUGGACUAAGCUAGCUGUGGAUGAUGGGAGUUAUAGUCUGCCCAAAUCUGAGGGACCCAAGACAGAAGAGCUCUUUUCUACUCAAUCUUAGUAUCCUUAGUCUGAGUGGCCAGCUUUGGGCAGGGGAGCAUCGCCAGUUUAGUGACCGGGGGGGGGCUGCUCUCCAGUAGGUUGUUUUCAGGUCCUCUUCACGGUCGGUGCCUUAAUUGCAGUGCAAUUUGGAAGGAGACUCUGUUGCUGUCAAGGCACAGCACUAGCAAAGAUGGAAACAGGAGGUUAUUUUAGAGGGCUUCCUUUGCCCACAGUGGCUGCCUCUGCUGCUGUAUGGUUGCCCUAGGCGUGGCAAAGCAUGGCUUUUUCUGGAUUGUGCAGAUUGGGGGGGGGGGCA
Lacerta agilis (Sand lizard) is the source of this 3266-nucleotide messenger RNA. RefSeq names its product kelch like family member 21 (gene KLHL21). Gene Ontology annotation, molecular function: protein binding. The record is from RefSeq and is a predicted model, not a curated record. Lineage: Eukaryota; Metazoa; Chordata; Lepidosauria; Squamata; Lacertidae. The transcript has 4 exons. The coding region runs from base 79 to 1881 and encodes 600 amino acids.